GCACGGGUUCCUUCCGGCUAGCUCUCCCUCAGCUCCCCGAGGCCUAGACAAUCAGCAUUCCUACGAUGAUACAUAUAAAUGAGCCUCACGCACAUCACAGUCAGUGGACUACCUGUUGAGACUUUACAAUGGCUCACGGCGACCCCUCGGCGGUUGAGCAGCAGCAGCACAUAUACGAGUCGUUGCUUCGCUACUUCGAGGAGUAUGAGGCCGGUGUGUUCGAAGUUGAGAUUCUUCCACCUGCACUGGAGCCUUCUGGAGGUCUCAUUCAAGAUGGCAAAAGCUUGGGGAUAUCAAAAAAGGCUCUGGUUUCUGCCUUUCUGAUAGCACGGCAAACAUUCUUCGACAACAGAAACAACAGUCCAACUGACCCAAAGGCCCUUCAGGCAACCAAGAUUAUGCUUCUGUUUGAUGGAGAGCAGCUGACGGCUGCAAACUUCCGCAAGCGCAGAUUGAUUGCCCUGCGAGAUGCGGACGACGUGGUUACAUUUCACCAAGCAGUACUUGCAGAGCUCGCUUUCGUAGGUAGCAUCCUUUCUUCUCCACUGCACCGACAGACCAAAUCACCUACUCUUUGGUAUCACCGUGCGUGGCUGCUGGGGUUGAUUGGCCCCCUUGAAGUGGAACGCGCUUCCGGCAAACGCAUGGCUUCUAUCAUCUCCACUGCGCUCGACUCCGUGUGCAAAGCUGGAGAACGGCAUCCGAAGAACUACUACGGUUGGAAUUAUGCUCGCCGGCUGGUCACGUCCUUUGAUUGGGUUGCCGGAGAGAUGGGAGCACCUUUCCCUUUCGACUGGAUUGUGUCUUUGUUCUCAGAGCGACUCUGCAAGUGGUGUUUCAAGAAUCCCAGCGAUUGCUCAGGCUGGUCGUAUUUGUUCUUCCUGCUCAUGCGACUUGAUCCUGUCGACGAGCGAGACGAGAUAGUCGAGAAGGUUCUCAAAUACGCUGCUCAGAUCAAGUCCGAGAACGAAUCGCUUUGGGGUUUUGUCCGCGUCGUGCUUGCGCAUCCUACACUUCUGGGGGAUCGUGAAACCUUGAUCGAGACUCUUGAAGCAAGCGUCAAAGACACAGAAUCAGACUGUGCAUACUCGACAUAUGUGAAACAGAGUCUGCGGUGGAUCAAGACUUCAGGCAAAAGACCACUACCUUGAGGGAACACAUCUCCCGAUGUUGAGCCACUUCGCAUUAUUCUUUCCGACGACGAGGGAACAAUCUAGUAAGAAAACGCCCUAAAAAAGAUGGCUUCGAUGUCGGAACAGGAGA
This is a messenger RNA of Boeremia exigua, 1263 nucleotides long. RefSeq lists its product as uncharacterized. Gene Ontology annotation, molecular function: protein prenyltransferase activity. The transcript is spliced from 2 exons. Lineage: Eukaryota; Fungi; Ascomycota; Dothideomycetes; Pleosporales; Didymellaceae. The record is from RefSeq and is a predicted model, not a curated record. Gene Ontology annotation, biological process: protein prenylation. Gene Ontology annotation, cellular component: cytoplasm. The coding region runs from base 129 to 1151 and encodes 340 amino acids.